Messenger RNA from Closterium sp. Naga37s-1, 1599 nucleotides. Lineage: Eukaryota; Viridiplantae; Streptophyta; Zygnematophyceae; Desmidiales; Closteriaceae. The record is from the annotation of a GenBank genome assembly.
AUGGGCUGUUGCGCUUCGAAGCCCAAGACAGACGAUGGCCCCUCCGCUCCGCCUAAAUCGGAAGCCGCGGCUCCGCCGUCCGCCUCCGCUGGAGCAACCGCUGCUGGCGCCGCGACUGCUACCGCAGCCGACUCCGCACCUCCAACAGCCGGCAAAUCCGCGUCCGGAGGAUCCAAAAAAGCCGGCAACUUGACGGCGAACGUGCUCGGCCGGCCGGCAGAGGACGUGAAGAAUCACUUCACGAUCGGGCGCGAGCUGGGGCGCGGCCAGUUCGGAGUAACAUAUCUCUGCACGGACAAGAGCACGGGCGAGCAGUACGCGUGCAAGUCCAUCGCGAAGCGCAAGCUGGUUACCGCAGAAGACGUCGAAGACGUCAAGCGCGAGGUCGCGAUUAUGCAUCACCUCGUCGACCACCCGAACGUGGUUAAAAUGAAGGGUGCUUAUGAGGACAAGCACUCGGUCCACAUCGUCAUGGAGCUCUGCGCGGGCGGAGAGCUCUUCGACCGGAUCAUCGCGCGCGGACAUUACAGCGAGCGCGCCGCGGCAAACCUGAUCCGCACGGUGGUGUCGGUGGUGGAGUACUGCCACGCCAAUGGCGUCAUGCAUCGUGACCUCAAGCCCGAGAACUUCCUCCUCGCCAGCAAGAAGGAGGACGCGCCGCUCAAGGCCACUGAUUUCGGCCUCUCCAUCUUCUACAAGCCAGGCGAAACCUUUUCUGACAUCGUGGGAAGCGCGUACUACGUGGCUCCCGAGGUGCUUCGGCGAAAGUACGGGCCGGAGGCGGACGUGUGGAGUUGCGGCGUCAUCCUCUACAUCCUGCUCUGCGGCGUGCCGCCCUUCUGGGCAGAGUCGGAGCAGGGCAUAUUCGACGCGGUACUCAAGGGGCACAUUGACUUUUCCUCCGACCCCUGGCCGCUCAUCUCGUCGUCCGCCAAGGACCUCAUUAAGCGCAUGCUCAAGCAGGACAUCAAAGACCGCAUGACGGCGCGCGAAGUGCUUCAGCACCCGUGGGUGAAGGUGGACGGCGAGGCAUCGGACGUGCCUCUUGACUCGGCAGUGCUGACGAAGCUGAAGCAGUUCUCCGCCAUGAACAAGAUGAAGCGCCUCGCGCUCAAGGUCAUUGCGAGCCACAUGUCGGAGGAGGAGAUCAUGGGGCUCAAGGAGAUGUUCAAGAGCAUUGACGAGGACGGCAGCGGGUCGAUCACGUUUGAGGAGCUCAAGGAGGGGCUCAAGAAGAUGGGGAGUAACAUGCCCGAGGAGCAAGUGCGACAGCUCAUGGAGGCGGCUGACGUGGACAACAGUGGGACGAUAGACUACCAGGAGUUCAUAACGGCCACGAUCCACAUGAACAAGGUGGAGAAGGAGGAGAACCUCUUCCAGGCCUUCCAACACUUUGACGCUGACGGCAGCGGGUACAUCACGGUGGACGAGCUGCGGGAGGCGCUGUCUAAGGAGGAGGCGCUGCUGCCAGGCGAGAUUGAUGCGAUCCUGCAGGAGGUGGACUCGGAUAAUGAUGGCCGCAUUGACUAUAACGAGUUCUGUGCCAUGAUGAAGAAGGGCAACCCUACUCCCGUUGAGGACAACCGUCGGAAGCGCUAA